UAACUCUUUGCAACCCAAAUCCAAAUCGUCAACAAUUAAUGCAAGAAUAUAAUCUAACAUGGAACCAAAUCAAGCAGGAAAAUAAAACCUUCAUCAAUAAAAAGAUUCAGGACUAUUUUAAUGCUAUUCCUUCUCAUACCUAUUCCCAUUAUUCAAAAUUAACACAACACAAUCCGAAUAAUUCAGACUAUAUUGAUACUUCACCUUUAAUAUCAAGGAAUAUAUCUUCGCAACCAAAUGACGAAGAAUUACCUAAAAAUGCCAUAUGUCAGCAUGAUUCAGUUGAAAAAAUAAAUGCAGCUAAUAAAAAAAUAAAAGAAUUUGAACAAAUGUAUAGCAUUUCUACAGAUAAAUCAUUUAAAGAAACAUUAGUAUCAAGCAUAAUUAAUGAAAAAAAAAAUAGUUACAGAGCAAACAAAGAG
Messenger RNA from Racocetra fulgida, 422 nucleotides. The record is from the annotation of a GenBank genome assembly. NCBI's taxonomy places the organism in Eukaryota, Fungi, Glomeromycota, Glomeromycetes, Diversisporales, Gigasporaceae.